CAUAGAUGGCGACAUUAAGUCUUUAACACUUCAGCACAACUUCAAAUUUGGAAGUGUUUUUACGACCGAGCGCAGACGUCAAGAACGACGGAAAGACGGUUCUUGAAGGUUCGCUGGUGUUCAGAUUAAAGGUGUGGUAACGGGACAGCCUGCUAACGGUUCUUCUGCCUGCAUUCGUGCAUGUGAAACGCAUGACACAGCACUCCUGGCUUUGAAAAAGUCGCAGCAUCAGUCUCCUGCAGGGGCAGAAUACACCCGAAUACACCCCGCUGCAGUCUGCAGAGCAUCCGCACUCACGGCAGGCUUGGUGGUCUCCUAAAGCUACUCAGUAUAUUCUGGAAAAAAGGCGACACAGCUCAGCAGCAGGAUGGCUCAUGAAGAAAAGAAUCCGCUGCCUCCAGCAGGGACGCUCUCUGAGGGACAGCAACAGUCCCUCUUUAAGAUGGAGCCCAAGACUCUAGGGGCAAUCCAGAUUGUUAUCGGGAUUUUGAUCCUUUGUCUGAGCGCGUCUGUGCUCCAGGUUCACGAAGUCCACUUUACCGGAGAUGUGGCUCUCUUCCUCAUCGUUGUCAUACAGGUGACUGUGUCUGGGUCAGUGCUGGUCCACAGUGGGAGGAGACCUACUCUUUUCUGGGUGAAAUGUGUCCUGGUGCUUCAUCUCAUCAGUGCUGCGUUUGCCACCGCUGCCCUGGGUCUAAUGUCCAAGCACCUCCCCUACCGCCAGGACUCUUACCACUGUGAACACUGCCGUAAACUGGAGCUACAUGCUGUGCAACAUUGUUUCAGGAAAUGCACCGGGCUGAUCGAGCAAAAGUGUAAACUAUUGAUUGAUGGUAUUCUGGGAACACUGGUUAUAUUCCUGGUGCUUGAGCUGCUAAUCUGCAUCACUGCCAUGCUGUUUGGACUCAGCGUCCUAGCUGCUGGUGGCAGCCAGGCUCCCAGUGAGAGACCCGUCUAUCCACAAACUCGCCCCCCACCUGUCCCAGCUACGGAGACUGUUCAGGCCGUUCAGUCUGCUCGAGCUGCUGCUGAGCCAACUCAGCAGGUGGCUGUAGUUGUGACAGAACCUGAUUCAGAGCAGGUAGAGGACAUCUCCACCCCACCCACUGAACCCCAGGUGGAGCCAAUAGAAACCACAGAACCCUGAGCUCAGCGCACAGAGCUCACAGUGGUGUCAUGUCAGUCACAAGAGACGGCUUACAUCUGAGUGUCAACAGGGAAGCCAUAUUCCGUAUGUUAUGCAUUUGGAAAAUAAAUGUGAAUGUUUAACAAGUUUCUGGCAUGUUGUGAUCACAGCAUCAGUGUUAGUGCUGCUGUCCCUACAGUAUACUAUGAUGUAGUUGUGAAAUGGAACAGUUUUAUUACGAAUGUUGACAUGGUAGCACUUUAUAAUAAUAUCACACUAUUAAGCCUUAUUAAGGUAUUAACAAGUGAUUAAUUCAUCAUUUACACAGCAUUACUGCUCCGUAGUAUGCCAUUUAUACUUCUAUCAAUAUCAAAACUUUACACAACUUAGUAAAUCAGUAAAGUUGUGAAAUAUAAAGAACAGAAUUGGUCGAUAUUAUAAAAGCAGCGAUUUUAGCCCACUGUCUGUAACACUGUGUUAGACUGCCCCAGCACUCUCAUCCUGCUUGUAACUCAGGGUUUCUCUCAUCAGCUGCUGACGUGUAAGCCUCUUACUUACUUGUGCACUGAAAUGUUCUCCAAUGAGAACUCAAAGAGAGAAAUAUCUCUAAAAAUAUAACGGUCUCAUCAUUGUUUAUUGUUUUUGGCAAAUUAGGGAAUAAGAUGAGGUUUUCAUAAAAUCCGAGCAGUUGGAACUCGUUAAAUCCACAGAACAGAUAUGUGUAUCUCCACAGUUAGCUUAGCAGAUCAAAUCUAUCUGACACUGCUUUCAUGUAUGGCUUCUUAGUCCUGUUGUCACUCUUUGUUCAAACCACUAUAAUAUAGAAUUAACUGUAAAUGAAUGUAUGAAAAUUUUAAUCUCACUGAAAAUAAAAUUACUGCUGCACAGAUAAAUCGCUCUCACCAGUCACUAAAGAUUAGCUUGAAAUGUUGAAUUGUUACUAAUAUUUUUUUUUUUAGCACAAAUCUGCUGAAUCCAAAGCGGGGUUGUUCUGUCGAGUCUACAGAUUGUAUAUUAAUGGAAUAUUAACCACAGCCUUGUCUUUUUUUUCUAUAUAAUUUUGAGAUCAUUGUAAAUCUUCCUUAGCAUGCACACAUAAGGCCACAAUUCUGCUAAAUAAA
Messenger RNA from Pelmatolapia mariae (spotted tilapia), 2247 nucleotides. RefSeq lists its product as uncharacterized. Gene Ontology annotation, cellular component: membrane. The record is from RefSeq and is a predicted model, not a curated record. NCBI's taxonomy places the organism in Eukaryota, Metazoa, Chordata, Actinopteri, Cichliformes, Cichlidae. The transcript is spliced from 9 exons. The coding region runs from base 368 to 1147 and encodes 259 amino acids.